AUGUCCCAGCGCACACCAGUAAAGGUGCGAUGUCCCAGCGUCGGCGAAUCGAUCGCGACGAACAGCGGGCUGGUGGUUACCAAAGUCGCAGAGGACAAGGAGGGGCCGUUCGACGUGGAUCAGUUUCAGGUGCGCGUGGUGGGGCUGGGGGAGCUCGACGUGCGCGUGCGCGUGGCGCAUCCGCUGCUGCAGACGCCGACGGAGGCGGAGACGCACUUCAACGUGGAGCUCUCCGACGUGAAGAUGUCGUCAGCCGUGCACGGCGUGCUGGGGCAGACUUUUAGGAACACGCCGGAGCAGCUGCAGCGCGCGGUUAAGUACUCGCACUUAGCAGCGCUGCUGCACCACCCGGUGGACGUGGAUAAGGCGGAGGGGCGGGGCUUCCUGGACGGGCAAGUGGAGGACUACAUCUCCUCGUCCGUCGUCGCGCCCGACUGCAAAUACUCCGCCUAUGGCUCUUAUCCGUUCAUGGCGCCACGCCGCGCCACCCCUCACGGCCUUUCUGCCAACCGCCCAUCACGGCGCGCGUCAAAGGCCGUUUCGUCUUCAGAGGCCGUAACCCCCGCGGGCCGUGCACGAGAGCUCGUCGAAGCGCUGUCGUCAACGACGGGCCUGUCGCUCGACGUCGCAAGCCUGUCGCAGCUGAAGCGACUCGUGCGAUACGACGACGAAUGCAUGCGCGCCGCAUUCGACGCUAUCAUGACGCGCCUCGAGAAUAAGCACGCGCAGAUCCGUCUUUUGCUACUCCUCGUUAUAGACUACCACUUUAUGCGCUCGCGCCUCUUCCGCCGCCUGCUCCUCCCCGCGCAUCUCCUCCCCUUCCUCCGCCUCACACUAGGCAUCCACCCCGCGUCCCCCCUUCCCCCGCCUGCCGCCCGCGCCUCCAUCCUCCGCACGCGCACACUUGAGUGCCUACAAGCCUGGGCGGCAGCUUUUGGCGCUUCCUACCCGUCCCUGGGCAUGGCUUUGCGCUACCUGGUGGGGACGCUCAAGCUCCCCCUGCCGCAGGGGAGAACCGCGGGGGAGCGUGCGGGGAGGGGGCGCGCGGGGGUGGAGAGCGCGCGGGAGAGGCAGCGGCGGGAGAGGGCCGCGCGGGUGCACGCGGGACAGCUGGCGCGAUACGAACGCGCGCAGGCGGAGUGGGGGGAGUUGGGGGAGGAGAUGAGGGGAGCUGUGCGGGAGUUGGAGGCGGGGGUCAGGGCGCUGGAAGGGGAAGAGGCGGAAGGAGAAGGGGGAGAGCGAUGGGAAGGCGGAGGGGAAUCGGGAGGAGAAGACAGGGAAGGGAAGGCUAGAGGAGGUAAUGGGGAAGCAGCAGGAUUAGCAGGAGAAGGAGGAGAAGGGGGAGAAGGAGAGGAGUGGGUGGAUGAGGACCCAUUAUCUGACACCUAUUGCGAACCAUUCGGACGCGCAGAGCUACGCGUCUCCCAUCGCCACCACCUUUCCACAGCACACGCCCUGUCAGCCCAGUCACGGCAGGCAGAGCGGGCAGGGCAGGCGGAAGAGGCAGGGGAGGCGGGGUGUGCGGGGCAGGCGGAAGAAACAGGGCGGGCAGGAGGCGUGGGCGGUGGUCUUAUACGGUCGCUGUGCGCCCUGGCAGCAGUGGUGCAGGGGCGGUAUCUGAGUGUGAGCGGCGAGUGGGUGCAUGCGUUGACCAGGGUUGACCCGCUUGACCCCGCCUGCAGGGACGAGAUGCUGAGGGAGGUCAUUGGGCUGAGGGCGCAGAUGAAAAGCGUUCUGGAACGGUGCAGAGCGGUGGGGUUGACGUGGGAGGUGAAUGGGGAGGGAGGAGGGGAGGGAGGGGAGGAAGGAGGGAAGGAGGGGAGGAGGGGAAGGGAGCGGGUGCUGGGAGCGGGGAAGAGGAGGUGGAGUGCCAUGGAAGGGAGGAGUGGUGGUGAAGAUAUGGGCGAUCGAAACGGAGAACAGCAGCAGGUGGAUGGUGAAGGGAAGAGUGGUGAAGGACAGAACCUCGCUCAUGAGGUAGCGUCAGCAGCACCAGCACCACCACUUGCACCGCCAAGAGCAGCAGCAGCAGCAGCAGCACCAGCAGCAGCAGCAGCAGCAGCAGCAGCAACAGCAGGUGCGUCCUCCGAACCUGACCAGAAAACCGAGCCGUCAGAGCAGCAGCAGGGGCAGCAAGGGCCGCAGAGUGUGCGGCAGCAGCUACUGCAGCAAGCACCGGUGCUGCCGUGGGGGUCGCACCUGCUGGUGUGGGGCAAGGAGGAGGCCGCAGGCAUGCUGGCGAACCAGAGAGGGCUGUGCGUGAGCAACCACUGGGGCCCUGUGGACGAGAGUGCGUGCCUGCCCCCCCAGCGCGUGAGGGAGCUCAUGGGCCUGCAGGUUAGCUACUAUGAGCCUCCUAAGGGGGUGCGGGGGAGUGGGGGGAUGAGGGUGGGGAAUGGGAUGGAGGAGGGGGAUAGGCGAGGAAGGGAGAAGGGGGAUGGGGAGAGGGAGGGGAGGGAGGAGAGGGAGGGGAAGGAGGAGAGGGAGGGGAAGGGGGGGGAGGAGGGGAAGGAGGAGAGGGAAGGGAAGGAGGAGAGGGAGGGGGGUUGUCGAGGCGAGGAGAGGAUGUUGUGCAGGGGAGUGAAACGGCAGAGGGAGGGAGAUGACGGGGAAGGGUCCGAUGGUGGGUAUGGUGGGGAUGGUGGGGAUGGUGCGGAUGGUGGGGAUGGUGCGGAUGGUGGGGAUGAUGCGGAUGGUGCGGAUGGUGGGGAUGGUGUUUUGGACGUUGAGGGAGAGGAGUUGGAAGUGAGGGAGGUGGCGAGUGGGCCGUUGGGUGGGGUACAGGCUGGGGCAGUCAGUGGGGGGGGUGGCGACGGUGGACUUGCACGCAGGGCUGGAGGAGAGAGUGCGGGAGCGAAUGGGGGACCGAGUGAGAAAGUGGGAGGGAUUUCACACAGAGAGUUGAGUGCAGGCGUGGAGAAAACAAGGAUCAGCAGAGCACUCGACUCUUUGGAUUGGUACGGGGGGGAGAGAGGAGGCGAGAGAGGAGCGCAGGCGGGGCACGGGAGCAGCAUCAUGAGUGUGAGAGCUAGUGCGGCCAGUGGGGGUGGCUUAGAUGGUUCCAGGAGGUUGGAGAUGGAGAGGCGUGGGUUGGUGCUGCGAGUGGCAGCUAGCCUCAAGCAGCGAGCUGCUCUGCUGGGGAAGGAGGAUGCACUGACCUUGACAUGCUCGGGUGGUUCUGCUCUGCAGCAUGGGCAGGCUGGGGUGUGCGGUGCAGCAGAAGACGAGCAAGGUGGUGCGGUCGGGAUGGCACGCGGUGGUGGUGGUGGUGGUGGUGGUGGUGGUGGGGGUGAGGGGCAGCGGAGGGGCGUGCGGGUGGGGCGAGGGGAGCAGGCGGGGGGAGGCAAGGGGGGGGAGAGAGGUGGGGGGGUGGAAAGAGGUGGGGUGGGUGCGCGUAUCCGCGCUCACAACGACGCGGUGCUGAUGGCCGCAGAGGUGCGCGGUAAGGGAGGGGUGGUGGGUGGGAAGAGGGGAGGAGGUGAGGAAGGUGCAUGUGAUGGUGGGGUUGGGGGCGAGCAGAGGGGAGUGUUGAGUGGGGGAGGUAUUGGGAUCGUCAUGGGUCUUAAUGGUGGUGGCGGUGGUGGUGGUGGUUUCACUGUUGGUGAGAGUGAUGGUUACAGUGAAGGAGCUGGGGUGGGUGAUUGGGGAAGGGAAGAGGGAGUGGGAGGAGUGGGGGGGCCGGGGGGAGAGACGUUAGCAGGUAUGCUGAAGAGGAAGGAGGGCGUGAGGGAGAGGUUGGGCAGGAGGUUGUUGCGGGGCAGGGGCAGGGCAGCAGUGGUGGAGCAGAUGGAGAGGGAGGAGCAGCAGAGGACCAGAGAGGCACGGGUGAACCAGUGGUGA
Closterium sp. Naga37s-1 is the source of this 3840-nucleotide messenger RNA. The record is from the annotation of a GenBank genome assembly. NCBI's taxonomy places the organism in Eukaryota, Viridiplantae, Streptophyta, Zygnematophyceae, Desmidiales, Closteriaceae.